This is a messenger RNA of Mizuhopecten yessoensis (Yesso scallop), 2725 nucleotides long. RefSeq lists its product as uncharacterized. Lineage: Eukaryota; Metazoa; Mollusca; Bivalvia; Pectinida; Pectinidae. The transcript is spliced from 5 exons. Bases 1743 to 2321 code for a protein of 192 amino acids. The record is from RefSeq and is a predicted model, not a curated record.
UUCAAUAUAGUCUCGUUCAACAAGAUUCUUGUUGCCUGCGCACGCUACGCCGAAUAGAGAGUCUGGUCAAACGCAGUGCUUUCGUUUUUUGACAUCAUAACGAGGCUUACCGAGAUUCUGGGCUACUGAUUUAAAUGGUGACAGUGGUGUUGUCUUACAUCUGGAUCCUGAUGACGAUUGUUUUGUCCUAUCACUCACAAGAAAUAGAGAGGGAGAAUUAAGAAGAUCAGAAUUUGCAAUGUUUAUUGUGCGGCACAUUUGAGGGAAAAAACUGUCAAAAUAGUUAUUAGUUCUACAUAACGGUGGGUUGAAAAGCCUAGUUUGUCUUAGAGGGUAGGGGUUAUCAUUUUGAUUGUUAAUAAAGGGAUUUAAAACAUUUUGUAAGUAUUGAGGUGUCUGCCAAUGCAUAAUUUUGUACAUCAUUUUAUGUUUGUGUUUAUUUCGUCUUACAGAUAGUGUUUCCCAGCCUAGUUCAUUGUAUAGUUUGUCAUGUGAUACCUCAGAACGAAGACCUGUUAUUAUCCUAGCUGCUUCUAAUUGUACAGAUUCAAGAAUAUCUUUUGUCUGUUGUGUACAAUUAUCCCAAAUAAUAUCUGCAUAUUCCAAAAUUGGCCUAAUAAUGAAUUACAAUAUUGCCAAUGUUGUUUUUUUUCUUUUUUCUUUUAUAUACAUUUAAUAACCCAGGCAUGCAUACAUCCUUCGUGGGUUGUCUGGGGAUGGGCUGCCCCAGCUUCAACCCACAAUACAUGAAACACUCUCUAUUUUCUUUCUUCACAAAUCAACACUUGCUCAUUUUUUUCUCUCUCACUUUUUCACACUCUCGUACUGUAAUUUCUUCUUUUUUACCUCACCUUUUACACUCUCGUACAAACCCUCCUCACACGGAGGUAAGUUUGGGUACUGAUAUCUGCCAAUGGUUUCCAAGUAGUCUGUUUGACUUGUCUGCAGACUUUUGUUGGCAGGUAAUCCUUCUAAAGUAUGUCAAGACAUCAAUCAUCAGGAAAGGUUAACAACACAUUCUACACUGGCGGCCAUCUUGUUUUCCCUUACAUAGGCUUUACCCCAAAACAUAUUGAUAUGCAGUUUGUUCAUUUGAAUACCAGUUUUAGGAACACUUAUAUUUUUCCCAAAUUAUACAUUGAAUUAUCAUUAUAUGCAUAACGACCCAUCAACACAAGAGGUCAUUAGGGUCAUCAAUGGUCGAUAAAAAUAAAUUUAAAAUGAAAGCGACAUCAAACAAACAUGAAGUUAAAAGACGAACGUCAACCUGAAUAUUAAAAGUGACUCAUAUUGUUUGGAACAACAUAUUAAGAUUGAUGUUUUGUUGCUAAAAUAUAAGUAAUGCAGAUUAUUUUAUCAGUUACAUGUGUCAUCUUUUUAUCAUUGAAAAUGUAAGUGAUCCUUAGAUCUGCAUUAUUAUAAGUGAUUAACCUUUAAAACGUCAGUGUCCACAAACAUAUCGAAGUGAUGCUUCUGUAACCUAUUGUCAUGAGUGGAAUGAAUUGUCGCUGCGCAAAAAAGAAAUGGUAUGUUCUUGUUGAAGAGGAAUAUUAGAUUUCUAUUUUUCGACUUUCCUGUGGUGGUUAUUGGCUGGUCUGUACUGAAUUGGCACGUUUAACCUGUUGCUGUAUUUGGGUUUGUGUUUGUGCUGCAGCAUCCUAUUAACCUGGUAUCGAGACUGACAUCACAGCAGGGGGUUUGAACUUGUCACACCAGUCUACAGAACAGUAAGACUUAAAUCAAUGGAUGUUGAAGGCGCGGUCAAGCAAGUGUUUUGCCUGUAUGAGCGUCAUGGUAGCGGCGACUAUCUUGGAGAGCCAGUCAAUUUGACUGGUCACAUGAUUCAGUGUGCCGUACUAGCAGAACAGGAUGGCCAACCUUUGGAGGUAGUUCUAGCGGCCUUUCUCCACGACAUCGGUCAUUUGGUUGGCACGGAUAAGGGGCUUCGGACGAUGAUAACCGACGGCACCAACCUCGGAGCCAUGGACCACGAUGUCCUAGGAGGACAGUUCCUUCGCAAGCUAGGAUUUCCGGACAAAGUGUGUGACCUGGUACAGGGACACGUACAGGCUAAACGUUACUUGGUGUGGAAAAACAAGGAGUACUACGACAACCUCAGUCCUGCCAGUAAAAUGACUCUUGAACAUCAAGGAGGACGAAUGAAUACAGAGGAAGCCACAGCUUUUGAAAACAAUCCUCUGUUUGACUUGAUCAUACGCAUGCGCUACUGGGACGAGGCCGGGAAGGAAGUUGACGUUACAAAUGUGCAUCUAGAAAAAUACAGAAAUCUUUGUUUUGAUUAUUUAACAAGCAUGCGAUAACUUUAUCACCGAGAUUGGGAAAAGAGUGAUUUUGUAGUUAAGUAUACCCUCUGGUCCAAGAGGCGUCACAUUAUAUAACAUAGCCGCUAUAAAACGAUGUCACAGACACACACACCUCUCCUAUCAGUGAUUUUCCAUAACGUACCGUUGUUAGUAGGGAACAGACUGAUCUUAUUUGUCAACAAGAUUUGAUGGAAUUCGUUUGCUUUUACGAUUUUCUUCUACUAAUGAAAUGGAUAAGGGCGUAGUUUGUUGCUGUUUAAGUUAGGCUUGCAGCUUGUUGAAAUAUGUGUAAUACUACAUGCCUGUGUUAUUUUAUUUGUAGUUCAUUACACAUACUAUUGUUUGGAUGUAGUAUACAAUAAAGCUGAAUUGUUAUUACAAUUCCUCAGCACGAAAAUAGA